Messenger RNA from Mirounga angustirostris (Northern elephant seal), 1608 nucleotides. RefSeq names its product immunoglobulin like domain containing receptor 1 (gene ILDR1). Gene Ontology annotation, molecular function: high-density lipoprotein particle receptor activity. The record is from RefSeq and is a predicted model, not a curated record. The transcript is spliced from 8 exons. Bases 1 to 1608 code for a protein of 535 amino acids. Gene Ontology annotation, cellular component: plasma membrane. NCBI's taxonomy places the organism in Eukaryota, Metazoa, Chordata, Mammalia, Carnivora, Phocidae.
AUGCCGUGGAAUGAGAUGCUGGGGUGCCUGUCCUUGCUGGUGACGGUCCAGCACACAGAGCGCUAUGUCACACUGUUUGCCUCCAUCGUCCUUAAAUGUGACUACACCACCUCUGCCCAGCUCCAGGAUGUCGUAGUGACGUGGCGCUUCAAGUCCUUCUGCAAGGACCCCAUCUUUGACUACUACUCUGCAUCAUACCAGGCGGCUUUAUCCCUGGGCCAGGACCCAUCCAAUGACUGCAACGACAGUCAGCGGGAGGUUCGCAUCGUGGCUCAGAGGCGGGGGCAGAAUGAGCCCGUGCUGGGGGUGGAUUACCGGCAGCGCAAGAUCACCAUCCAGAACCGAGCAGAUCUGGUGAUUAAUGAAGUGAUGUGGUGGGACCAUGGAGUGUAUUAUUGCACCAUUGAGGCUCCCGGGGACACGUCAGGAGACCCAGAUAAGGAGGUGAAGCUCAUUGUCCUGCACUGGCUGACAGUGAUCUUCAUCAUUCUGGGAGCCCUCCUCCUGCUCCUGCUGAUCGGGGUGUGCUGGUGCCAGAGCUGUCCUCAGCAUUGCUGCUGCUACAUCCGCUGCCCCUGCUGCCCUGCCCGCUGCUGCUGCCCCGAGGAAGCCCUGGCCCGCCACCGCUACCUGAAGCAGGCUCGGGCCUUAGGCCCUCAGAUGAUGGAAAAACCCCUAUACUGGGGGGCGGACAGGAGCUCUCAGGUUUCAUCUUAUCCAAUGAACCCGCUGCUGCAGCGAGAUUUGUCCCUGCGAUCCAGCCUCCCACAGAUGCCAAUGACCCAGACCGCCGCUCACCCUCCCAUCGCCAAUGGUGUCUUAGAGUAUUUGGAGAAAGAGCUGCAGAACCUCAAUCCAGCCCAGCCUCUGCCCCCUGACCUUAAAGCCAUAUCUGGCCAAGCCUGCAGCAUGCUGUCCUCCCUGGGCUCUGAGGUUGUGGAGCGCAGAAUCAUCCACCUGCCCCCACUGAUCAGAGACCUGCCGUCCUCACAGAGGACCGGCAACUCCUCCCGCCAGGAGUGGCUCACCGCAAUUCCCCCUGGACCCUGGGAUCCGAGGGAGGGGAGAAGGCAGGCCCACUACUCUGAUUUCCACCAGGAGCUUCAGGACCGGGAGCCUAAGCGCUGGGCAUUGGAGGGACGGGAGCUGAACCGACUUCAGAGGGGAAGGCACCACCGCUCCCGGCUGCACGGGUCACCCGCGCCCUGGUCAGACAGGGACAGCCUCAGUGACGGCCCCUCAUCAAGUGAGGCCCGCUGGCGGCCCGACCACGCACCUCUCCGGAGCCGCUAUCCAGACCGACCCCGCAGGCCCAGCCCCCGGGAGAAUGCCCAGAGGCACCCGCGGCGCAGGCACCGCAGCUAUUCCCCUCCCUUGCCUUCGGGCCUCAGUUCCUGGAGCUCUGAGGAGGAUGAGAAGGAGAGGCGGCCCCGGAGCUGGGGAACCCACCGCCGCCGCAGCUCAUACUCCUCAAACUGGCCUGAGGAGAAGCCACCCAGCUACCGGUCACUGGAUGUCAUGCCAGGCAAGAAUGGCAGGAAGAAAGGGAGUGUGGAGAGGCGCUCGGAGAGAGGCAGCUCCCAUAGUGGAAGGAGUGUGGUCAUUUAG